Molecule: messenger RNA, 4197 nt
Organism: Rhincodon typus (whale shark)
Lineage: Eukaryota; Metazoa; Chordata; Chondrichthyes; Orectolobiformes; Rhincodontidae
Product: RIPOR family member 3-like
Exons: 22
Coding region: 66-3032 (988 amino acids)
Source: RefSeq, a predicted model, not a curated record
AGCACCUCAUAUUUCGCUUGGGAACCCUGCAGCCCAAUGGAAUUGUAUCAAAAUCCCUGGGAAUAAUGUCUGUGAAACUGCACUUUGUAUCUCCUGCUGAUUCUAGUGGAAUCAACCGCAGCCGUUCAUUUACUGGCUUUGGUACAAUGCAAAGCAGAAGAACCCAAGUUUCUUCUGUCAGCAGAAGUUCUCCAAGGUCAAGACUGCCCUCAAUAAAAUCUACAAGGAAGCACGCCACUUCACAAAAGAACUCCAACAGUUUGGAGCCGCAGCCUAAACGAGUGGAGAAAAUCUGCAAAUCGUUACGGAAAGGCUUGAAUGAAUAUCUCGAAAUGAAUCAAAAUGAAUUGGAUUUACUAAACAUGCAGCAGAAAGACAUGAAAAGGAACUCCAGACUGGCUUUUCUAUAUGACCUAGAUAAGCAAAUGCGGACCACUGAGAGAUACAUCAGGAAACUGGAGUUUCACAUCAGCAAGAUAGAAGAACUAUAUGAAUCCUACUUCAUCCAAUGGCAGCUACGUAAUGGCGCAAGCAACAUGAAGCAAGCUUACACUGUGUGUCCUUCUACCAAAGGAUCAAGGGAAACAUUGCUCGAGAUUAACAGAAAUUACAAGGAAUGUACAGAGGAUAUGUGCGCAAUUGAGAGAACGUUAGAAGUGCUACUUGGGGAAUUUCACAUCAGAAUGAAAGGUUUGAUCGGUUUUGCUCGCUUAUGUCCAGGAGAUCAUUAUGAGGUAUUGAUUAAAUAUGGUCGACAGAGAUGGAAGCUAAAAGGAAAAAUUGAUGCUGAUGACAGACAAACAUGGGAUGAAGAAGAAAUGGUCUUCCUACCUCAUAUUAAUGAAGACAUUGAAAUAAAGGUAGCUGAGAUGAAGGGUUUGAUGUCUGUUUUGGUUGGAGCAGUAACUUGCGAAAGUGCGGAUUUCUUCUCUGCACAGCCUCAGAUAAUGAUUGUGGAUAUUACGGACUUAGGCACAAUUAAACUUCAGCUGGAAAUCACAUGGGAUCCAUUUGAUAAUGAUGAAGUCUCAGUGACAUCUGGAUCAAUCUCAAAAUUCUCUUUGCCAAGUCGCAAAGGCUCUGUGUAUAACUGGACACCUCCCAGCACACCGAGCUUCAGGGACAAGUACCUCUCUCAGCACAUUGGACAAGAGGAGACACUACCUUUAUUAUGCAAUGAAACAAAAGGACAUUUUAUCUUUAAUCACUUAGGAAAUGGAUACCACAAUACAAAUUUGUCAUCUGUACCAGAGAAUGAGAAAUUUUACAACUAUGCAAAUACAGACAAACAAGGAAACAGUCAUUGCACUGAUAAUACAUUAGCAAUUCAAGACCCAUCUGUGGAAUUAUCCUAUAGCCUGCAAGGAGGAGUCCCUACAGAAAAGGCUGUACCAUCACCUUAUGCAGAAUCAAGAUAUCCAAAGCAAAGAGAAUUUCAAAAAGAUUCAAUACCAAACAAACAAUUUCAAAGUUGUUCAGCAACGGCAACAUCUGCUUUGCACAUCAAACCGUAUCACAGAUUUCAGCUAUGUACUGGGAAAUAUGCUGAAUGGAACUCAACUGGCCACAUCAGGAAUGCAGAUCUUACCAAACCAUUAGGUCCACAGAGAACUUUGACAGUAUUCAGUACACAGCAGGACAGCACUUCAAUGUCUUCUGGAAAGAACAUAAGCAUGGAAUUUAUUUCAGUAAAUAUAGGGACCAUACUGCAAGAAAUAUUAAUUAUUCUAAGGACUGAUCAAAGAAAUUACAGGGAACUUCAAAGACUAGAGCAGCAGAUUCUGCAUUUCAGAGAUUUUCUGAAGAGAGAAGCAAAAGACAGCUCAAGUGCAUCUACUGUCAGUCUGACUGUUGAAACUGUCUUAGAAAGCUUCAACUUCCUAAAUACUGAUUCAAGUGAAGAUAAUAUUUCAUGCUCUGGGAGCAUUAGGAUAAAGGAUGAAAGGAUUGGUCCGUACAAUAAAGGCAAUAGUCAGCACGCUUUCACUAAGAAUGGAGAUUUAGGAGUUAAAGCAACAGGAACCCUUGCUCUGACAUCAGAAAAUGUGUGUCUUGAUCAAGUCCUCUUAACUCACCUGCAAGUGUGCAGGAGACUUCUACAGAGAUUUACAUCGACCGGCUGUGUACCUGUCCUUCAGAGCUACAUAUUAGAGGAACUCUCUCAACAGAUCCUGGUAUUGGAAACUCUAGCUGUCAUUUGUUGUAAGAAGUCAGGCAAUAUUAAAUCUGUGGAAGAAGUUAUUCCAAAAUCAAAGAUGGGGAAAUCUGUCCAGUCAUUCUGGAGUAAAUGCACAGGGAUAGACAGUGUACUAUACUCAUCAGCUGAGAGGUUCCUGGCACAACUAAGAAGUUGUUACACACAGAAAGUGGCUGCAAGGCACCCAGGACAGACCGAAAGAGUAUUCAGAACACUUCUGUACCAGAUUAUCAGCUGUUGCGAAUUACUGCUGUGUCCUAAUGUCUCAGAGGAAAUAGUGACAAUCUUCCAGUUUUUCAACUAUGUGAAGAAGUACAAUAUUACUCAGCUGGGGACACACCUGACCAGACUUGCAAAGGAAGUAUUUCUCCCUGAAGCACUACAGACUACACAGAAGAUGAAGACACUGAAAAAGUUAAAAGAAAAGUUAGUUUCUGAGCUUCAACCUCUGCACCAAACCUUGCAGUCAAUUUGCAUUCUUCAAUUAGAUGAGAACCCCAAGAUUGCACAAACUGUAACCUCAUUCUUUCGCAGUGCUUCAGCAAAUAACAAUUUUAGAGCAAAGGCUUUGGCAUAUUACACGGAAGUCUUGAAAGAAAAAGAUACACAACUCCAGAGAGCUGCUUGCAUAGCACUUAAAGAACUGAAGGCUGUGGAAAGCACUGAACAGAUUGCCAGCUUGUGCCACUCUCAAAUAGUGAAUGUGCGCGAAACAGCAAAAGAAACCCUCCAGUCUUUUGGUGAGAAAGGUCGUUUGGCUUUUGAGAAGGUGGAUAUGCUAUGGUAUGAAGAAGGCAUGAACCAAAAUUCAACUACUGAAAUUACUAUUCUCUGAAUGUUUUACUGUUCUUUUUCGAAACUAAUAACAACAGAUGUCUGUAGAUAAUGUGCUUGUGUUCAGUAAUUUUACUUACAUCAUGUUCAUAUUGUAUAAAGAUUUUCAAAGUGCAACUUUUUUUUCCUGACUUAUACAAGUGGUUAUUCGAUAUUAGUGUGCAAUAAAGUGGUAAGAUUUCGGUCACUGAUUUGUACCAAGUAGCUGCACUGUACUUUUUAAAAUUGUUAAACUUGCAAAUAUUAUUUAGACAUGUAAAAUACAUUUGUUUCUUCAUAAAUUCCAUUAUUAAACUGGGUAAUCCCAAAUCUUAACAUACUGAAGUUCAGAAUGCGUCAGUUGAGUAGAAAAUACAAAAGGAAAAGGAAACACAUACACAUUACCUAAAUGUAUCAUUUGUUCAAUUGUAAAUUUUUGGAAUUCACAAUAAAACUGACAAACAAAAUCUUCAAUUUGAAAAAGGAGAAAAUUCAGACUUCCAAAACCAGUCCUUUGUUACUUUAAAGUUGGAACUCAAAACAAAAUAUUUAGUUGGAGCAUUGACAGUGUUAAAAUACGGGGUUGUCACUUAAACAAUCAUCCUUCUUCGAGGUUUCAGUAGAGCACAAAGAUGUCACUUUUGUGUUGAGGGGACUGUGCAAGAAAUGUCUGAUGCACAGAUGUUGGAAUGAACUCAGAGGCUCUACUUUCAUGAGUAAAACUGUCACUCGACGUUUUCUCCUGCAUUAGGUGGAUGACCCUGCAAGUCAAAGCUCCAACAUUAGCUGAGCAAGGGCAACAUUGUUUUGUGGUGCUUUGACGGGGUAAAUUGCACGAUAUGAACAAGUUAGAGUCCACCAGUAUAUUUGCAGAGGCUUGAACAGAGAUCUCCUAAAGCUCAACACUUACCAAACUGAACCCAAGCUCUUAGAGUUUACUGGGCAAGACCCACAACUCUACAGCAGCCGAGAGUUUGGUUUGGAGAUUCCCACGUGGUGAUGGAUGUUGACAUCUAACCGUUUGAAAUCUCAAUGAUGGAUUAUUUUGUAAUAGGAUGCAAUGAGGGGAAACAUACAAAUAAAUUGCCAUAGGCAUUUAUUGUUUAUUUAGAACAAAUGAAAAAUAGGAUAAGCCACCAUGCUAUGGUGAUCCAAUACAUUACAAUAAAGUUAUUUAUCACUCAGAA